Messenger RNA from Brenthis ino (lesser marbled fritillary), 1569 nucleotides. NCBI's taxonomy places the organism in Eukaryota, Metazoa, Arthropoda, Insecta, Lepidoptera, Nymphalidae. The record is from the annotation of a GenBank genome assembly.
AUGGAUAUUUUGCCCGAUUUUCAGAAGUUUUUAUGGUACAAAAAAGACUGGAACCUUUCCAAACUCAAUGAAAAAGAAAAGGAUAUUUUAAAUCAAUGUCUGGAAAAGCCUACCAUAGCAAUUUCAGACAAUCUUGAAAAAAUAAUUCAUAACAGUAAAAACUUUCCUAUAAAAUUUCCAAUAGAAACUAUAAGAUUACAAAAAUUAAAACAGCGUAAACCAAUUGAGAGGCUAAAGAGGAAUAUUGAAUCAACAUACCCCUUAAUCCACAAAAGAGUUUUGCAUUUAAUGGCACAUUUUCUUGUACAUAAAAGGGAAUAUGGAUCAUAUAUUGAGAAGGAAUUUUACAAAGACAUGACAGUGCCACAACUUAUAGACAGAAUAUUGAAAAAAAGAGCUAUAUCAUUUGUUGGGCCUAAGGAUAAAUAUAUAUUAAUUUCUGGUGCUAAAGGGGCAGAAGGAUGGGAAGAGAUUGGCACGCAUGAACAAAAACCCCCUUUAUUACUAAAAGACUGUCUGAGCUAUGACGAGCUGAAGCUCUCAGCUAUGGUGUAUGUGAGUGGAUAUACAGAAUGUAUCAAUAAUGGUGAUAGACACAAUAAAGGGUUUGUUAAUGAAAAUAAUGUAGAGCAAGAAGCCGUUAUUAUUGGUCUAAUUGGCCCACGUUUCUCACGAAAGGGCAGAAUGGACUUUGAGGAUAUACUAAUUACUAACCAACAGAAUAUACCAGAGAAUGGUUAUGGAGAAGAUUCUGUAAAUUCCCCAGAUGCUUCGAAAUAUAAAGCAAAAAAAGAAUUGAGAAAUGUGUGGAGUAAAUUUUUUGAGGUUUCAUUAGUAUCUCACAAAAAAGCAUUGUCUAAAGUGAAAAACAUACAAUUUGAUAAAGAACAAUAUACAGAAAGAUAUAUCUAUGUAACAAAAGGAAAAGAUAAAUACAUAUUUGAUAACGAAGUGUACUACAAGAGGCUCUGUAUCAUCGCAGAGAGCACUUUCAUGGAAGCUGAGUUCCGAGCGAAGGAGUGCGGGAAGAGUGCCUUUGUGAAUGUUAUUGGAUGUGGUCUGGGUGUGUGGAUGAUAUCGGCGCACCAGUGCGACGUGUACGUGCUCACCUUCCUGGAGAGGGCGCGGGCGUUGCUAGAGAGAGGGCGAUUAGACCACGUGGCGGAUAUCAACUUUGCAUAUGUGAAGGCCAGCCCUAAUGUGGAAGCAUUAUUUUCCAACCCCAAAUACCAAGAUAACCAGUUUCCCAAUAGGAAGAAGAUCUUCUUGGAAAGCAAAACACAUCCUAAUGGCGGUAUAAACAUACAAAUGGAGAACAGACAGCCGUCAUCAAAGUUAGUGGGUAGAGACGCGGGCAAACUGCUGGUGCUAACCUAUCCCUGGGACAGCAACGCGCAUCCCGGGAAUGAAUUCUGGUAUGGUAGAUUGCACACAUCAGGUGACCCGGCUGCGGCGUGCUCUACUCAAGUAUCGGAGCUGCACAAUGCCCAUAUCAACCCAUAUGUUAGUUCUCUUCACACACGCCUCGUCACUGACGAAGGAGUGAUGCUCUUGAGUGAUUAUUGUACU